This is a messenger RNA of Drosophila hydei, 1516 nucleotides long. RefSeq names its product microtubule-associated protein RP/EB family member 1 (gene Eb1). Gene Ontology annotation, cellular component: spindle midzone; microtubule organizing center; microtubule plus-end. The record is from RefSeq and is a predicted model, not a curated record. Lineage: Eukaryota; Metazoa; Arthropoda; Insecta; Diptera; Drosophilidae. The transcript has 8 exons. Gene Ontology annotation, molecular function: microtubule plus-end binding. The coding region runs from base 124 to 1188 and encodes 354 amino acids. Gene Ontology annotation, biological process: spindle assembly; protein localization to microtubule plus-end; regulation of microtubule polymerization or depolymerization.
CACUUAACGUAGCUUAACGAAAAAUUUGAAAAAAUUAACUAAAAAAAUAUUUUAAAUGUGCCUAAAAUAAAACCACCAAACAGGAACUUUAGCAAGAAUUAAAAUAGGAAACAACAAAAAAUAAUGUCAAACCAAACGAACAACAAGAGAGCAGAAUACAGAGACAUGGCUGUUAACGUAUACUCCACAAAUGUGACGUCCGAGAACUUAUCGCGUCACGAUAUGUUGGCCUGGGUGAACGAUUGCCUGGCAUCGCAAUUCUCCAAAAUUGAGGAACUGUGCACGGGCGCUGCUUACUGUCAGUUCAUGGACAUGUUGUUCCCAAAUUCAGUGCCCGUCAAGCGUGUCAAAUUCCGCACAAAUCUGGAGCAUGAAUAUAUACAGAACUUUAAAAUCUUGCAGGCGGGUUUUAAAAAGAUGUCGGUGGACAAGAUAAUACCAGUUGAUAAACUUAUUAAGGGACGUUUUCAAGACAAUUUUGAAUUUCUGCAAUGGUUCAAGAAGUUUUUCGAUGCAAAUUAUGAUGGACACGAAUAUGAUCCAUUGUCGCAGCGGAAUAACGUGAAGCUAGGCAGCGGUGGAGGCGGCAGUCAUACUGGCAGCGGAAUCGGCAGCAGCAUCAAUGAACUGCACACCGUACACCGCCGGCAGCAAGUGCAGCACUCAUCACAUUCACAGACACAAUCGUCGCAGCAUCCGCCACUCGUCAGCAAUGGGCGCACUGUCUCGAUGCGCAGCAAAACGGGUAUGGGAUCGCUGAGGAAUGUUGUGGAAGAUUUUGAAAUUGUUAAGAAUGAAAAAGAAGCUGUUGACGGUGAUGGUCGCUCAGUUUCUAAGGUACCGCCACGCACAAACAACGCGACGCCGCCGAAUAGAAUGACAGUGGCAACAACGGGAGCUGUUAAGAAAAAUGAUGCGGUUACAGCGCAAUCGAAUCAGCAGAUCGAAGAACUGUCUAAUCAGGUUCGUCCUGAGGUGGAAAUUAUGGAUAUGCGUCUGAAUCUGGAGGGUUUGGAGAAAGAGCGUGAUUUCUAUUUCUCCAAGCUGCGCGACAUUGAAAUACUAUGCCAGGAAGCUGAUGAGGCCGAACCAGCUCAGUUAGUUCAAAAGAUUUUGGAUAUUCUUUAUGCAACUGAGGAUGGCUUUGCGCCACCAGACGACGCACCACCAGAGGAUGAAGAAUACUAAAGUAUAUAGUCAACAGCCCACGAUUAAUUGUUUGCUGCAUACAAUAUCAGAAAGAAAAACAAAACAAAAAAACGAACGGAUUACAUUUUAAGUCAAAUUGCUGCGCUAAACAAACUUUUCAAACUGAAACUAAAUUCAAAAAAUAUAACAAACUAUAACUUUAUACAAGUGGAACCAAACUAACCAACGAAUCAAACAAACAAACAAAAAAAUACAGACAAAGCAAUACACUCAAAAACGUAUACACUCACAUACAAAUAGAGAGAUAACAAAGGAUAUUACACUGGAAGGAAAAGUAUUGUAUGGCAACAACAAAUACACACAAGCA